Colletotrichum spaethianum is the source of this 1818-nucleotide messenger RNA. RefSeq names its product DNA polymerase alpha-associated DNA helicase A. Gene Ontology annotation, molecular function: 5'-3' DNA helicase activity; ATP hydrolysis activity; RNA binding. The record is from RefSeq and is a predicted model, not a curated record. The transcript has 3 exons. NCBI's taxonomy places the organism in Eukaryota, Fungi, Ascomycota, Sordariomycetes, Glomerellales, Glomerellaceae. Bases 1 to 1818 code for a protein of 605 amino acids.
AUGGCGGCAUCAGAACCCCUCUCCGUCCCCUCCUUCGCAUCAACCCAGCUCUCCCUCCUCUCCGCCGAGCUCGCCGCCGAGGUUGCCGAGUCAUCGGCCCUCGUCUCCCACCACGCCCCCGCCGCCCUCCAGCGCGCGGGCCUCGCCCUCCCCAACCUCGUCGUCGGCGCCCGCCGUACCGGCCUCGGCGGCCGCACUGUCCUGGAACUCGGCGCCGACCCGGCCGUGUCCUCGGACCUCCCAGAACACGGCCUCCGCCCGGGCGACAUUGUUCUCGUCUCGGAGCAGCCCGCGGGGAACGCCAAGAAGAAGGAGGUCAAGGAGCUCGAGAGCAAAGGGGCGCGCGGCGUCGUCACGAGGGUGCGGAAUGAGACGAUCGGCGUUGCCGUCGACGAGGGCAAAGGGGAGGAGAGGGAGUUCGGCGGGAGGGUUUGGAUCGUCAAGGUUGCUGACGAUGUCACGUACCGGAGAAUGAACCAAACCAUGGAGAAGCUCGAGAAAAUGACCGAAUCAGAGUACACCGCCUUCAUGCGCGUCCUGUUUGGCCUCUCGAGCCCGUCUCCCGUGCCCCAAGACCUGGCGUUGGAUCCGGAGCUCUCCAAGAUCCAAUGGAUUGACCCUUCGCUCAACGACUCCCAGAAGGAUGCCAUCCGGUUUGCGCUGGCAUCACGGGAAGUGGCCCUCAUCCAUGGGCCGCCGGGUACUGGUAAAACUCAUACCCUCAUCGAGCUAAUCCUCCAACUGAUCAAGCUUGACCUCCGCAUCCUCGUCUGCGGCCCCUCCAACAUCUCCGUCGACAACAUCGUUGAGCGCCUGGCGCCGCACAAGAUCCCCAUCCUCCGCCUCGGCCACCCGGCUCGUCUGCUCCCCAGCGUCCUCGCCCACUCCCUCGACGUGCUGACCCAGACCUCCGAGGCCGGAGCCAUCGUCAAGGACGUCCGCGCCGAGAUGGAUGCGAAGCAGGCAUCCAUUAAAAAGACCCGCAAUGGCCGCGAGAAGCGCCAGAUCUACGCAGAUCUCAAGGAGCUGCGCAAGGAGUUCCGCGAGCGCGAGCGCCGCUGCGUCAGCGACCUCAUCCGCGAGAGCAAGGUGGUCCUGGCGACGCUGCACGGCGCUGGGGGGCACCAGCUCCGGGACCAGCAGUUCGACAUCGUCAUCAUUGACGAGGCCAGCCAGGCGCUCGAGGCGCAGUGCUGGGUGCCCUUGCUGUCGGCCAAGAAGGCCGUGUGUGCCGGCGAUCAUCUGCAGCUCCCGCCGACGAUCAAAUCGCUCAACUCCAAGGUGAAGGCCGCGGUAGUACCGAAAGAAGGCGCGGAAAAGCAGAUCAAGGGCAUGACGCUGGAAACGACUCUGUUUGACAGACUACUCGCUCUCCAUGGGUCAUCCAUCAAACGCAUGCUGACCACACAAUAUCGCAUGCAUGAGAAGAUUAUGAGGUUCCCGUCGGACGAGCUCUACGAGGGAAAGCUCAUCGCUGCAGAGGCAGUCAGAGAACGCCUCCUCAAAGACCUACCGUAUGAAGUUGAGGACACCGAAGAUACAAACGAGCCGCUAGUCUUUAUAGAUACGCAAGGCGGCGACUACCCUGAGAAGAGCGAGGACGACGACAAGGACGCCGUCAAAAAGGCCAAAUUCAGUCUGCAUGGGGAGAGUAAGAGCAACGAGAUGGAAGCAGCGUUGGUGCGCCAGCAUGCCCAGAAACUGGUCGACGCUGGAGUCAAGCCAGAGGACAUCGCCGUCGUGACCCCUUACAAUGCUCAGGUACGUUUAAUCAACCCCCUGAAAUCCCCUGAAUGGUGUUUGGUCCGGCAGCUGUGA